AUGUCUUCCGAGCUCAAGAACGUCUCCCACACUUCGGACUUUGAAAUCGAUAUCGAUGUCGAGGAGGUCCACGUCUCGGCCCAAGCUCGCGUUCUGAAGGCUGUUGAUGCAGCGAGGGUUAGCUUGAUCGCUCUGGCUCUCGUUGCGAGCAUAACGGUCCUCGGCGUCUCGGCAGACGCCCUGGCAGUCUACGAUGCCACUCACGUUCCUGCCCACUACUUGUUACCGCUGUGGCCAGAUGCCUUCGACCUGCGACCAACAGUAGCACUGGUUGUGGGGAGCUCAAUCCUCAUCAUGGCCAACACAGUCUCUUUGGUAUUCAGCCGGGUUCAGUCUCUGCGCGGACAAACUCUCAUUCACAAUUCGCUGGCUGUGGCGACUCCGGUAGUAGGAUUGAUAGUGUCCAUCAUUGCAGUGUCCUUCUUCUACAGCAUCAACGCGUCGAUCACGGUCGACACCCUUCAGAGCUGGAGCUGCCGCUGGUCAGAGGUCGCGAUGCUGACGCGGCCACAUUUCGGCACUCUUUGCAAGCAAAGCAAAGUAGGCCUUUACCUGUCCGUUCUGAUCAUCCCGAUCGAAGUCAUCAUCCUGGGAGCUGGUGCGUAUCAGAUGAUCCUUGAGAGGAGCGUCAAGAGGACCAGCAGGGUAGCCCGGGAGCGACGCAAGCCUGGGAGCCCAGUACCGUCGUCAGUUCGUGACAUCGAAGGAGAACAGCAUUGA
Messenger RNA from Colletotrichum higginsianum IMI 349063, 720 nucleotides. RefSeq lists its product as uncharacterized. Bases 1 to 720 code for a protein of 239 amino acids. The record is from RefSeq and is a predicted model, not a curated record. The transcript has 2 exons. Lineage: Eukaryota; Fungi; Ascomycota; Sordariomycetes; Glomerellales; Glomerellaceae.